AUGGAUGCGGCACCCGUGUACAACGGGCUCGCCACACUGCUUCCAGUGGUAGAAGUAGAAGAGACUUCCUGGGUUGCGGUGACAAGUGUUGGUGCAGACGAGGGACUAGCGGGAGCCGAAGAUGCUGUCAAAACAUCGGUGGAGUGGCCGUUUCCAUUCAUCGAGUUGUCUUCCUCUUGGUGCUGGGCUUCGCUCGCACCAGCCACAGAAGAAAUAGACGCCCCAGUUGGUUCCGAGGAAUUGACCGACUGGUGGGUCACCUCCGAGGCUCCAGAGUUACCGCCAGAGUCACCGCCAGAGCUGCUUCCAGAGUUGCUUCCAGAGUUGCUUCCAGAGUUGCUUCCAGAGUUGCUUCCAGAGUUGCUUCCAGAGUUGCUUCCAGAGUUGCUUCCAGAGUUGCUGUCAGAGGUGCCCCCAGACUUGCUGCCAGAGGUGCUGCCGGAGUUGCUGCCAGAGGUGGCAGCAGAAACGGAUGAGCUUGGGACAGAUGUCACAGCAGAGCGGCUAGAUGGUCUCAAAGGGCGAAGGGAAAAGGAAGAAGACGGCCGAGACAACACAACCGAUGAAGCGAUUGGAGUGCUGGGUCGUGCGGAAGCAAGAGGUGCAGCUGUCGAGCCAGUCUGGGGAGUAACGUACAAUGAUACAGGGGUAGAGAAAGGAAUGGCAGUGCUUGAAGAAACCGCAUUAACUGAAGAGCUCUGCGAAGGAACAAAGACGGGGAUUGAAGAAAAUCGUGACAAUGAAGGAAUAGGAGAUGGCUUCACAAUUGCAACACUUGGAGACGAAAGACUUGCGGCGAAAGAAGAUGGCCUUGCGGAGGACGAUGAAGGGAUUGAGGAGCUGAUCGGAACUGCCGAAGAAGGGCUAGCAGAAGGCGAAGGUGUAGCGAUAGAUCCGUUGGGGGUGGUGAUCGCCAACACAGUGGAGGAGGCUUGUGGCGAAGAUGUUGGUACAGCAGUCGGAGUAAUUGUGCUUGUACUACAAGAUGUAGUUGGAACACCAUUGCUCAUUUGA
This is a messenger RNA of Penicillium soppii, 1014 nucleotides long. RefSeq lists its product as uncharacterized. The transcript is spliced from 4 exons. The coding region runs from base 1 to 1014 and encodes 337 amino acids. The record is from RefSeq and is a predicted model, not a curated record. NCBI's taxonomy places the organism in Eukaryota, Fungi, Ascomycota, Eurotiomycetes, Eurotiales, Aspergillaceae.